AUGAACGAAUCCGAGGAAUACUUUCAGAAUUUGAAUGACGAUAUGCUAGUUGUAAACAAAAGACAUAGCCCUGUACGAAUUUCGCCGCAAAAAGCAAGAGCCCAAAGGGAUGCAUGGACGUGUUUUCGGGACAGGACGCGUACACAAAAUGAAAACUUGCAAACUACGCGACGAGAGAGUAAAUGGAAUAAGCAAAGAGGUGGAUACCUGGAAAUGAAUCGUUUUAUAGAUCAAAAUAUGCAGCAGGAGUAUGAAAAGCAACUUGAGUUGGCGUCAGAAGAAUAUGUUUUGGAUCCUGCCGAUUUGGAGGCUGUACAAGAAGAGGAUUCACAGGAAGUUCCUCUUGAAUUUGGGUAA
Schizosaccharomyces osmophilus is the source of this 357-nucleotide messenger RNA. RefSeq names its product Schizosaccharomyces specific protein Dhm2 (gene dhm2). NCBI's taxonomy places the organism in Eukaryota, Fungi, Ascomycota, Schizosaccharomycetes, Schizosaccharomycetales, Schizosaccharomycetaceae. The transcript has a single exon. Bases 1 to 357 code for a protein of 118 amino acids. The record is from RefSeq and is a predicted model, not a curated record.